CGCUUUGCAAACGUCCGGGCAGGGACAGCCACGGCCGUGACGGUGCCCCCGCGGUUUCCAGGAUGGCUGGGACCUCUCCGGAGGUUCCUUCACUCGGGAUAACAGGCAGAGCACGGAGGAGACCAGCGCCCCUGGGACUAUGCUUUGGAGCAGCCUGAGCAAAAGACGUGGCCGAGUUUGCCCUAAGCAUGGAUAACAGCAGCGGUCCUUUUCUUCUCCCCACUUUACUGCUCCUACUGCAGAACAUGAGCAACCCUGAAUCCUCCAUCCCUCCUGCUGGCUAUGAGGUGACAGAAUCUCCACUCACAGGACCCGGCUCAAGCAGGAACCACACUCUCUUGGACUAUGGACUGAGGCCGGGGGAGAUGGCAGCGGCCGGCAUCGUCUGGGGAGUGCUGUGGCUGGUUUCCGUCUUGGGAAACUUCCUUGUCUGCUUAGUGAUCCACAGGAGCAGGAGGACACAAUCCACCACCAACUACUUUGUGGUCUCCAUGGCUUGUGCAGACCUGCUCACCAGUGUUGUGAGCGCGCCCUUCCUGCUGCUCCAGCUGACCUACGGCAGGUGGAUGCUGGGGAACGGGAUGUGCAAGCUGGUGAGGUACAUCCAGUACCUCACCCCGGGGGUCCAGAUCUACGUGCUCUUCUCCAUAGGGGUGGAUCGGUUCUACACCAUUGUCUAUCCCCUGAGCUUCAAGGUGUCCAGGGAGAAGGCCAAGAAAAUGAUUCUGGCCUCUUGGCUCUGCGGUGCUCUCUUUGCAUCACCAGCUUGUUUUCUCUACGGCUCCAACAGCGAUCACCACUGCAGCUUUUUUCUGCCCAGUUCUUGGCAAGGAGCUGUCUACAGCAUCACCCACCUCUCGGUGGUGUUUCUGAUCCCAUCCCUCCUCAUUAUCCUCUUUUACAAGAAAGUAAUUAAGUACAUUUGGAGAAUAGGCACAGAUGGAAUGACUGUCAGGAGGACAACGAAUACCGUCCCAAGAACAAAAGUGAAAACCAUCAAGAUGUUCUUAAUGUUAAACUCGGUGUUUCUCCUGUCCUGUCUCCCUUUCUACGUGGUACAGCUGUGGCACCCACGGGAAACAGACUACAGAAAGAGCUCCUUGGUUUUCCUGGCUGUCACCUGGAUCUUUUUUAGUUCCUCAGCCUCCAAGCCAACCCUCUACUCCAUCUAUAAUGCAAACUUCAGAAGGGGGAUGAAAGAAACUUUUUGUAUGUCUGCCAUGAAGUGCUACAGAAGCAACGCAUACACCAUCACCACCAGCUCCAGGAUAGCCAAAAAAAAUCAUGUUGGCAUUGCAGAUAUUCCAGCGACGGCCAAAAGUGUCACCAAAGACUCCACCUAUGAUGCUUUUAACAGGGAAGCCAAGGAAAGAAAGCUUGCCUGGCCUAUUCCAUCCAAUCCCCCAAACACAUUUGUCUAAUAGACUUCAUUGCUUUGAAAAGUUACCAUGUACCCCCAGAAGAAGGAGUCUUCUCUCCCUUUUGAACCAAUGUAUAGUUACAUAUUUUUAACACAGGUUUUAAGGGGGGGGGGAGAGAUGUUUUAUUUUAUUAAAUGCUUUGGGUUUGAUGUA
This is a messenger RNA of Empidonax traillii (willow flycatcher), 1574 nucleotides long. It is a transcript of the gene GPR19, whose product is annotated as G protein-coupled receptor 19. The record is from RefSeq and is a predicted model, not a curated record. The coding region runs from base 189 to 1421 and encodes 410 amino acids. The transcript has 2 exons. NCBI's taxonomy places the organism in Eukaryota, Metazoa, Chordata, Aves, Passeriformes, Tyrannidae. Gene Ontology annotation, molecular function: G protein-coupled receptor activity. Gene Ontology annotation, cellular component: plasma membrane. Gene Ontology annotation, biological process: G protein-coupled receptor signaling pathway.